AUGGCGUCCUACUCGACCGAUCCCGCGCUGUACAUCUACACGUCGUUGACGGCCGGCUCUUCACACAUUGUCACCGCGACAUCGCGCCUCGAGACAAUCCUGCGAGCCAACCGUGUUCCUUUCAAGGCCAUCGACAUUUCUACCGAUGACAAGGCUCGCAUGCUUUGGGGCCGUCGUGCCGGCAAGGACGAGAACGGCCGGGCGAGGAAGUUUCCUGCGCUGGUGCAAGAGGGGCUUGUUUUAGGGGAUAUUGUCGAAAUCGAAGAGUGGAACGAGUAUGGCGAGCUCAAGCAGCACAUCAAGAUCUACUACGACGAAUUCACCAUUCCCGAUAUCGACCACAAGUAUCCCGAGCCGGUCAAGAAGAAGAAGACAGUCAAGAAGUCUGCCGCUGCCGCCGCCAAAGCUGCCGCCGGUGUAGCCUCUGGUGAAGCUGUGCCUGCUGUUGCCACCGAUGCGGCCGUUCCUCCGCCUCCCCCUGGCCCAGUCCCUGAGCCCAAGGUUGGCGGUGGCCCAACCCCAAGGGCCAGCAUAGAUACGGUGCGCUCUGUGCAAUCUGUGCAGUCCGUGCAAUCCAUUGCAGAUGAAGCAGCAAAGAAGGCUAAGGAGCUUCGUCUGAACGCCUUGCGAGAGAAGGUGCACGGAAAGAAGAAGGAAGAGCCCAAGGCCGAGCCGAAGGAGGAGCCAAAGGAGGAGCCAAAGGAGAAGACGGAAGAGGCUGAGACGGUCAAGGAGAAGACAGAAGAACCAGCCAAGACCGAAGAACUGAAAGCAGAGGAGCCCGUCAAGGUUGAGGAAGCAAAGGCGGAGGAGCCCAAGACGGCAGAGCCAGAGGCCGAGAAGCACCAAGACAAGAAGGAGGAAGAGGAGGCUGAAGCUAAGCAAGAUGACAGCCUGAAGGAAAAGCCUGUGGAGGAAGAGCACGAGGAGGUUAAGCCCGACGCAAAGGAGGCACAGGACAAAUCUGAUGAACAAGAUGGCAAAUCUGAACACGAGGAACAUGAAGAACUUGAAGAAGUCAAGGAGGAAGAGGAAGAGGAAAGUGCCAAUGACCACGAUAACGAUAACGACGACGACGAUGAUGUUGAUGAGAAGAAGGAGGCCGAGGAGGACAAGGAAGAGGAGAAUGAAAAGGCCGAGCACACCGCAGAGGGAGAAGCCGUCACAUCACAGCCUGCCGCUGAGCCCGCCCCAGACGCCACGGCCAAGACAGACGAGAAAGACGAGAAAGCCAAGAAGUCGUCCAGCGCCGAAAAGGGCAAAAAAAAAACUUCUUUUUCUUCUUCUGCUUCUAAAGACGCCAAGCCCGGAGACAAGGACAAGGCGAAGCCUGCAUCCAAAACGUCAACGUCAACUCUCUCUUCGUCUGCGAGAAAACCUGCCGCGUCUCCAUCCUCGGCCAAGAAGCCCGCCUCCUCUAUCUCCUCCUCCACUUCCACCAGAAAACCUUCCGCGACGCAGUCCUCUUCGACGAGGAAGUACAAGAACGUCUUCAACGGCGAGAUCGACUUCCACAACGAGAGCAACUUCAACUUCAGCAGCAAGAUCCACUUCAACAACAAGAACUUCUUCCACAGCGAGAUCUACCUCUACGACAAGAACACCGUCAGUCGCAAGAUCAACAUCAACAACAAGAACGCCUUCAGCGGCGAGGUCCACAUCAACAACAAGAACUCCAGUAGCAAGAUCGUCUUCAGUAGCAGUAAGGUCUUCAUCAACGGCGAGAUCCACGUCAACAACUAG
Trichoderma breve is the source of this 1743-nucleotide messenger RNA. RefSeq lists its product as uncharacterized. The record is from RefSeq and is a predicted model, not a curated record. The transcript has 3 exons. NCBI's taxonomy places the organism in Eukaryota, Fungi, Ascomycota, Sordariomycetes, Hypocreales, Hypocreaceae. The coding region runs from base 1 to 1743 and encodes 580 amino acids. Gene Ontology annotation, cellular component: cytoplasm.